GGCAGGCUUUAUGUUGACAACCAUGUUCCUCUCCAUGUGGAUAUCGAACACGGCCUCCACGGCGAUGAUGGUGCCCAUCGUGGACGCCAUUCUGGUUGAGUUAUAUUCGUCGCGUGGCAAGGACGGCGAUCAAGGAGAGGCGGCUGGCGACCUGAGUGUGGCUCCGCAGCACCAGAGCCAGAUGGAGCUCGUCACCACCAACGGCAAAUCGGGCCAGAGCCAGGAAGUCAGCGAGUCUCCCAGCCGCGAUGCCGUGGGGGCCAAGGAAGCCAUCGCUGGUGACAGUUCGGACUCGCUCACGGCCACGCCGCCCGACGAGGAGUGCCGCGCCUUCAAGGACAUGUGUUUCCUCGCCCUCGCCUAUAGCGCCAACCUCGGGGGCACAGGCUCCCUCACAGGCACUGGCCCGAAUCUGGUCACCAAGGCAGUUUUGUCGAGCUCCUUCUCCGAGCCCACCGGGCUCAACUUCGCCACGUGGAUGGCGUUCAACGUGCCCGGGAUGCUCGUGUGCGUGCUGCUGGCGUGGCUGUGGCUCCAGUUCCUCUUCAUGGGCCUCUGCGGGCGCAAGAGCUCCAUUCAGCAGACAACCCCCGAGCGAGAGGCCGCCGUGAAGCGCCUCAUUAGGGAGAAGUACCGUCAGCUCGGCCCCAUGACUCACCACGAGGCCACUGUCCUCACGCUGUUCGUCGUCCUCGUGUUCCUAUGGCUCUUCCGCGCGCCCGAGUUCGUCCCCGGUUGGUCCAAGUGGUUCAGCAGCGCCUUCGGGGAGCACCUAGAAGUCGAUGACGCUACGCCCGCGAUGUUAAUUGUGUUCCUGCUGUUCGUCCUCCCCGCCAAACUCAACUUCUGGUGCUUCAGGGACCCUAACGCGCCGCCCACCUCCUCCCCCGCCUGCAUGACCUGGGACGUCGUGCAGAAGAAGAUCCCUUGGGGCGUCGUCCUACUGCUGGGCGGAGGCUUCGCCAUGGCCGAGGCGUCGAAGGUGUCUGGACUGUCCGUGUGGCUGGGGGAGCAGCUGCGGUACUUCGACGUUAUGCCCAAGGAAGCCAUCGUCUUCAUCGUGUGCCUCAUGACGGCCAUGCUGACUGAGGUGGCGUCCAACACGGCCACGGCGUCGAUUCUCCUUCCAGUUCUAAAGGAACUCGCUCUGAACAUAAAAGUGAACCCGCUGUACCUGAUGCUGCCGGCUGCUGUGUGCUGCUCGUAUGCCUUCAUGCUGCCGGUCGCCACGCCGCCCAACGCCAUCGUCUUCGCCGCCGCCAACAUGAGGAGCCAGGACAUGAUGAAAGCCGGUUUCGCCAUGAAUGUGAUAUGCGUCCUGGUCAUUACGGUCAUGAUCAACACGCUCGGAGUGGCGCUUUUCGACCUUCAGAACAUGCCUUCUUGGGCCAACUCGACUAUCGUGAGGCCAACCAUUCCCGCGUGAGGCUCGAAUUUCUGGAUGACAUUGUAGGCGGGAAGUUCAUACUCUCUCUCUAUCUAUCUAUCUAUCUAUUUCACUCUACCUAUUUCUCUCUCUCUCUCUUCUCCUCU
Messenger RNA from Penaeus vannamei (Pacific white shrimp), 1533 nucleotides. Lineage: Eukaryota; Metazoa; Arthropoda; Malacostraca; Decapoda; Penaeidae. The record is from RefSeq and is a predicted model, not a curated record.